GCCAGUCCGCAAACUAUGACACAAAUAGGAAUACGCUGGAAAACAAAACAAAACAAAACAAAAACGCAAAAAAGAGGCGGUCUCACCCUUGCAGUACCGGGCGACGGCUGCGGGCGCCGCUGUUCACCACGCAGGAGAGGAAGGAGCGGAGCGCUGUAGCCAGCCCCGCCCGCUGCGGCCCGGCUCGCUCGGUCGUUCGCUCGCUGUCUCAGCGGCCGGGCGGGCUGCGAGCAGCCCCGCGGUACGGAGUCGUGCUGCAACGAGGCGGAGGAGCCAGCGAGAGGGGGAGGCGGAGGAGCGGGAAGCAGGGGAAGGGAACUAAAGCGGGAGCAACAGUCUGAGUUCGGAGCCGGAGGCGAAGAGUCGGAGCUGCGGCGGGAAGCUAUCUGCGGGCGUCCAGUUGCGGCGGGGACGUGGCGGAGAUGGGCGCAGCGAGAAAAGGGCUGCUGGGGCCGGAGGCAGCGAGCGCUGCUGUGCUGCGUGUUGGUGGCGACGUGGGAGGCGGUGGGGCAGCUGCGUUACUCGGUGCCCGAGGAGCUGCCUAAGGGCUCUUUCGUGGGCGACGUGGCCAAGGACCUGGCGCUGCAGCCGGCGAAGCUCCGCGACCGCGGCGCCCGCAUCCUGGACCGAGGUAGGACGCGGUAUUUCGCUCUGCAUGCGAACAGCGGCCACCUGGUGACGGCAGAGAGGCUAGAUAGAGAGCAGCUGUGCCGGCUAGUGGAGCGAUGCGUGCUGCACUGCGAGGUGAUCGUGGAGGGCGAGAUGAAAGUUUACAGGAUCGAAGUGGAAAUCACGGACAUUAACGACAACGCCCCCAGCUUCCGCAACGCAGAAAAUGAACUGACAGUGAACGAGAUGGCAGCACCCGGGUCCCACUUUCCCUUGUCUAAAGCUCGUGACCCAGACGUGGGAGUGAAUUCCCUGCAGAGCUACGAGCUGAGCGGCGACGAGCACUUUUCGCUGUCCGUGCAGGCGGGAGCCGACGGCGAGAAGCGUCCCGAGCUGGUGCUGGCCAAGGCGCUGGACCGGGAGGAGGCGGCGUUUCACGAGCUUGUGCUGAGGGCGAUCGACGGCGGCGAGCCGGCACGGACGGGCACGGCGCGCAUCCGCGUGUCUGUGCUGGACGCCAACGACAACGCGCCCGUGUUCAGCCAGGCGGUAUACGCGGUGCACGUCCCCGAGGACGUGCCCGUGGGCUCCACGCUCGUUACUCUCACGGCCACCGACGUGGACGAGGGAAUCAACGGCGAUGUGAAAUACUCGCUUAAGACAGCGACGGACGUAGCAUCGGAAACCUUCCACCUGGAUCACGAGACAGGAUCGAUCAUGCUGGUGAGGAGCCUGGACUUCGAGGAAGACGAUUCCUAUCAUCUGGAGGCGCAGGCACAAGACGGCGGUGGCCUUUUCGACACGGCUACGGUCUCGAUCUCGGUGACCGACGUGAACGACAACGCGCCCGAGCUGACUGUGUCGUCGGCGCUGAGCGAGAUCUCGGAGGACGCGCCGCCGGGGACGGUGGUGGCCCUGCUGCACGUGCAGGACCGCGACUCGGGCGCCAACGGCGAGGUGCGGUGCUCGCUGGUCGGCGACGUGCCGUUCCGUCUGCGGAGUUCGGUGGGCAGCUACUACAGCGUGGUGACGGCGCGGGAGCUGGACCGGGAGGAGGUGUCGGAGUACAACGUGACGGUGUGGGCGUCGGACGGCGGGUCGCCGUCGCUGCGGAGCAGCGCGGUGCUGGUGCUGCGCGUGCUGGACGUGAACGACAACGCGCCGGUGUUCGCGGAGGCGCGCUACAGCGCCCGUCUGCCCGAGAACAACGCCGAGGGCGCGCUGGUGCUGACGGUGCAGGCGUGGGACGCGGACUGGGGGCAGAACGCGCGCGUGCGCUACCGGCUGGCGGAGGGGCGCGUGCGGGGCGCGCCGCUGUCGUCCUACGUGUCGGUGCAGGCGGAGACGGGCGCGCUGUACGCGCUGCGCUCGUUCGACUACGAGGAGGUGCGCGAGGUGGGGCUGUGGGUGCGGGCGGAGGACGGCGGCGCGCCGGCGCUGAGCAGCAACGUGUCGGUGCGGCUGCUGAUCGUGGACGAGAACGACAACGCGCCGCAGGUGCUGUACCCGCCGUCGUCGUCGUCGGCGGCGGCGGCGGCGGGCUGGACGGGCGUGGAGCUGGCGCCGCGCUCGGCGGAGCCCGGCGCGCUGGUGGCCAAGGUGGUGGCGGUGGACGCGGACGCGGGGCAGAACGCGUGGCUGUCCUACGAGCUGGCCAAGGCGACGGAGCCGGGGCUGUUCCGCGUGGGGCUGCACAGCGGCGAGGUGCGCACGGCGCGCUCGCCGCUGGCCCGCGACGCGCCCAGGCACAGCCUGGUGGUGGUGGUGAAGGACCAGGGCCGGCCGGCGCUGUCGGCCACGGCCACGCUGACGGUGGUGCUGGCCGAGAGCGUGGCCGAGCUGCUGUCGGAGCUGGGCAGCGCGGCGGCGCCGGCCGAGCCCGGCGGCAGCCUGACGCGCUGGCUGGUGCUGGCCGUGGCGGCCGUGUCGUGCCUCUUCGUCGCCUUCCUGCUGCUGCUGCUGGCGCUGCGCCUGCGGCGCUGGCGCCGCUCGCAGCUGCUGCCGCCGGCCAGCGGCGCCUUGCGCGGCGUGCCGGCCUCGCACUUCGUGGGCAUCGACGGCGUCCGCGCCUUCCUGCACUCCUACUCGCACGAGGUGUCGCUCACGGCCGACUCGCGCAAGAGCCAGCGGCGCUGGGCGGCCGACAGCUGCUGCAACACCCUCCCGGCGCGGCCGCCGCCCGACAAGGCCGCGCCGCUGCUCGGGGAAGACGCUGCCGGCGCCCGCGGCGCCCCGCCCGACGCCCUCCCGGUGAGUCAGUCGCUCCGGACACCCCGACGCCCUCCGUCUCGGCGCUUGCCUCCCUUCCUUCUCCUUGCCUUUCCCUCCCCGUUCUCCUUCCCGGCUAUGGACGUUAGCUGCUGAUGAAGGCACAGCUUCGUUCGGCAGUGUAUUGUGAGUGCUUGCCCGUGUCUCAGGGGAGGCAAGUUCGGGCUUUGCUGCCAGCAUUAUACUUUGUGCUGAGUACAGGAUAUGAGAGGUGGCUUUUGCAUGCAUUUUCACUCUGGCUAGGCUUAUCUUAGUUUUACACGUGCCAUCUAGUUGUUUAUUCUGUCCCCUGAUGUUUAUCACGAAGGAUUUCCUUUUUUCCUUCAUUUCUCCUUUUUUUUUCUGAAUCCUUCUUGUUCUCAUUCCUGGGCGGGUAGAUUGGUUUCUCAGCAAUGCUCAGCUUUGUUGUGCAAUGGGUUGUGGAUGGCUGCCCCUUGCUCGAGGGAGUGAAGCACAGUCUCUGCUGCCACCGUUAUCCUUGGUGUGGGAGGCAGAGAUGAGUGGGGCCUUUUACUUGCAACUCUGCUCCAGAGGAACUUUUUUCUCACUUUCCAUAUGGUUGCUCAUUUCUUACACAGUUAUGUAUCGUGCAGGUUUUCCUUUUUCUGCAUCCUGAGUAAGUGUUCACUUUAGGUUAUCAAUAGUUUAAAAUAUAUCACACCAAUAGUCUGUGUGCCUGGUCAGUUGUGUGUGGUUCCCUGCAAACAGAAUCUUAAUGGCCCCAUGUUUCACUUUACUGCUCAUGCCAUAUACUCUACGUAACUUUCGUGUUGCUGCAUGAAGAUUAAUAGAAAUGUAUUUAUAUGCAUCUGUGCUGCUUUUUUUGUUGUUCAUGUGGUGUGAUAAGGGCCUAGUCCUUUUAGGAAGUCUGUUUGGUCAUUAUAGGGAUGAAGAAUUAGAAAAAGACUUGUGGUUGAGAGGUGUUGUGUGUGAAAGGCUGUUGGAGGAAAAAGGAGCGUGUGAGCGUUGGCUUCUCA
Molecule: messenger RNA, 3854 nt
Organism: Anas platyrhynchos (mallard)
Lineage: Eukaryota; Metazoa; Chordata; Aves; Anseriformes; Anatidae
Source: RefSeq, a predicted model, not a curated record